Molecule: messenger RNA, 3051 nt
Organism: Rotaria sp. Silwood2
Lineage: Eukaryota; Metazoa; Rotifera; Eurotatoria; Philodinida; Philodinidae
Source: the annotation of a GenBank genome assembly
AUGCGAAAACAUCUUCAACACUAUGGUUAUUUUACCGGUCGAAGUGAAAUCGUAAAAAAAUAUGGCUUUGUUCCAUCAAAAUCUCAACUUAUAUCAUCAUCGAGUGACUCUGAAUCGAGUUCUGGUGAUGAAGAACAAGCAAAAUAUAAAGGCAAACCAUUUAUUCCGGAUCGAAGAAUACCUGUUCGACAAACCCGUAUUUCUUAUUUAACCUUACGAGGUCAAAACGAUGAAGGUUCAUUUGAGCCACGAUGGCCUAUUGAAAUUGAAGUUUUAGCUGAAGGACGUGUUAAACAUAUUAAUGCACCACCAAAACAACCAGAACUUUUUUAUAAACCAACUACUGGUCAUAUGCCAUUUGUUCGGAGCUAUGAUGAGAAUAAUGGUCGUAUUGUAUUUAGUUACACUCCAGAAACAUGUGGUUAUUUUGUUCGAUCUCGAAUUGGCGGUAAUAGAGAAGGUUGUAGACCAGCAGCUGUACCUAUUCGAAAUUCUGAAGAUACAACUGUGUUAUUUGAAUCUCGUUUUGAAAGUGGAAAUUUGAUGAAAGCUGUUCAAGUUGGUGAAUUUGAAUAUGAACUCUAUCUUCGAUAUGAUCUUUAUACAAAACGUAAUACACAAUGGUUUUAUUUUCGUUUACAAAAUAUUCGAGCCAAUAAAAGAUAUCGUUUCACUAUUGUUAAUUUUUUCAAACCUACAAGUCUUUACAGUAGUGGGAUGAAGCCUUUGAUGUAUAGUGUAAAUGAUGCAGAAAAUAAAGGCAUUGGUUGGCGACGAUGGGGUGAAGAAAUAGUCUAUUAUAGAAAUAAUCUGCCUACACCUGAUAAUCCCUCAUCAAAUAUGUAUUCACUUACUUGGACAUGUAAAUUUCCAAAUGAUAAUGAUACAUAUUAUUUUGCUCAUUGCUAUCCAUAUACAUAUUCUGAUUUACAAGAUUAUUUAAAUGAUAUUCAAAUUGAUCAUGUAAAAAGUCAAUAUUGUAAACAAAAAGUUCUUUGUCGGACAUUAGCUGGUAAUUUUGUUUAUUUGCUAACAAUAACAAGUCCAACAAUAACAUUGAAUUCUACAAAUGCAUCUACAUCACCUGAACAACAAAUAAAAAAAGGUGUCGUUGUUACAGCACGUGUUCAUCCUGGUGAAACAAAUGCAUCUUGGAUGAUGAAAGGAUUAUUAGAUUUUUUACUUGGUGAUUCAGCUGAUGCAAAACUUCUUCGAGAUAAUUUUAUUUUUAAAAUUAUUCCAAUGCUUAAUCCUGAUGGUGUCAUUGUUGGUAAUUAUCGUUGUUCAUUAUCGGGACGAGAUUUAAAUCGAAAUUAUAAAACAAUAUUGAAAGAUGCUUAUCCAUCUAUUUGGCAUACAAGAGAAAUGAUCAAAAGAUUUAUGAAUGAAACAGAACUUCUUCUUUAUUGUGAUUUUCAUGGACAUUCAAGAAAGCAAAAUGUUUUUAUUUAUGGUUGUGAAAAUAAACAUCUACCAAAUGAACGAUUAAAAGAAAGAAUUUUUCCAGCAAUGUUAUCAAAAAAUGAUCCAACUAAAUUCUCAUAUUAUUCAUGUAAAUUUAAAGUACAAAAAAAUAAAGAAGGAACUGGACGUGUAGUGAUGUGGGCAAUGGGUAUUUUGAAUAGUUAUACAUUAGAGGCUACGUUUUGUGGAUCAACACUACAGGAUCGAGCUGGUCAUCAAUUUACUACAGAAGAUCUCGAAUCUAUCGGUUAUCAUUUUCUCGAUUCUUUACUUGAUUAUUGUGACCCAGAUCAUAGUAAACGUAAUCGAAUAUUGAAUGAACUAGAAGAUAAUUUACGACAUACAAUUCAAAUGAAACUUCUUUCACGAGGUAUUAAUGCAACAUCAUUAGAUGAUAUUGAUCUAGAUCAAUGGUCAUCUUCCGAUGAAUCAAGUGAUGAUGGAGGAUCGGAUUCAUCAAUUGAUGACGGUCUACCAAAACAUUUAGAAGUUAUUGCUGCUGCUAAAGUUCGAUUGAAAAAAACUCGAAAGAAAAAGUCAACUACAAAAAUAUCAAAAGAAUCAAAAAGAAAAGAUGAAAUUGACAAAGAAAAUAUUGACAAGGUUGAUGAUACACGUAAACCAACACCACCGGUGAUACAACGAGCUGAUACUAAUACUGAUUCCGUACGAUAUGAUGGAACAAAUGACACGAAUAAUCGAUCAAGUCGAUGGCCAGUAUUAUCAAGAACAAAUAAUGUAACCAAUCGAAUGACACCAUCUGAUGAAAAAACACAACGAUCACAGGCUGAAUAUUACAAAAUUUUAACUCGUGAUGUAACGCUUAACAAACGAGAAAAACGUCAAUUAUCUCAACAGCUUUCAGAUGAUGAUAUCCUACUAACAUCUUCUUCUCUUUUUCAAUCACAGCAAUCAUCAACAAAAAAUGCAUAUGAGCCAGGUAUUGAACGUGAAUCAGUUGCAAAUGCAACUAGUCUUUCAACAACUAUGUAUCCAUUAUUAGCAUCAAGUUCUCGUAUUGAUGAAGAUAAUUCUGUUGAAGUAGUUAUUGAUAAUGAAGGUGAAUUAGAUGUAAGUCGAGUAACAGCGGGAAAUCAAAGUGAUGAUGGACGACAACAACUUGCUAAUUUUGUCACUAAUCGAGUUUCUACGCAGUGUGCUCCUCGAUCUCAAGUACGACCAAAAUCAUCAACUAUAAUUAAUAUACAAAAUCGUUCUAUUCUCGAUAUACGAGCAAUACAACCACCAAUACAAACAUCAAAUCCAAAACGUAUUACUGAACAAUAUCAGCAACAACGCCAACGAGUGACAACGGGUACUGGUAAACAAAGUUCUAUUGAAUUAGCUGAUAAACCAAAUAUUUUAACAACUCGUUCCUUAGCAAUAACACUGAACGACAGAACAGCAGAUGAUACAUCAUCUAAUCAAGAAAAUUCAUCAUCAACCAUUGACAGACGUAUUCCAAUACGACCAGAUAAUAUACCAAUUAAUCUUAUUUCUCGUUAUGAAACAGCGACAUUGAGUCACUUAUCAUUAAAUAGAAUACAGACAAUCAGGGCAUCAAGUGUGAAAAAAUCAUCCAAGUGA